Molecule: messenger RNA, 1182 nt
Organism: Sphenostylis stenocarpa
Lineage: Eukaryota; Viridiplantae; Streptophyta; Magnoliopsida; Fabales; Fabaceae
Source: the annotation of a GenBank genome assembly
AUGCAGAACAUGAGCUUAACCCCCAGUCAACUAUGGUUGAAUUUCUGGUUUGUUGAGGAGCUGUCACGUGAUGACCAACGCAUAUGGUUCGCGAUUGUUGUUGUUAAGGAGAUUGGCAGUGAGAUGAGUAUGGUGGUGCCGAGAGUUGAAAGCUUGGCGAGCAGUGGGAUAAAGCGUAUCCCGAAGGAGUACGUGAGGCCGAAAGAGGAGUUGGAGAACAUAGGGAACGUGUUCGAGGAGGAGAAGAAGGAAGGGCCUCAAGUUCCGACGAUUGACUUGACAGAGAUAGAUUCGGAGGACGAGGUUGUACGAGGGAAGUGUCGGGAGAAGCUGAAGAAGGCGGCGCAGGAAUGGGGGGUGAUGAACUUGGUGAACCAUGGCAUCCCUCAGGAGCUUCUGAAUAAGCUGAGGAAAGCAGGGGAAACCUUCUUCUCUCUCCCCGUGGAGGAGAAGGAGAAGUUCGCCAACGAACAAGCCUCUGGGCAGAUUCAGGGUUACGGAAGCAAGCUUGCCAACAACGCCAGUGGGCAAUUGGAGUGGGAAGACUACUUCUUCCACCUUAUUUAUCCUGAGGAGAAGCGCGACCUCUCCAUCUGGCCAACCACACCUGCUGAUUACACUGAGGUUACGAGCGAGUAUGCAAAGCAAUUGAGGAAGCUUGCCACCAAGAUUCUAGAGGCACUAUCUAUUGGAUUGGGGUUGGAGGGUGGUAGGCUGGAGAAGGAAGUCGGUGGAAUGGAAGAGCUUUUGCUUCAACUGAAGAUCAACUACUACCCAAUUUGUCCCCAGCCAGAAUUGGCUCUGGGAGUUGAAGCCCACACCGAUGUAAGUUCACUCACUUUCCUCCUUCAUAACAUGGUGCCAGGUCUGCAACUUUUCUAUGAAGGCAAAUGGAUCACGGCAAAAUGUGUGCCUAACUCCAUCUUCAUGCACAUUGGGGACACCAUUGAGAUCCUGAGUAACGGCAAGUACAAGAGUAUUCUCCACAGGGGAUUGGUGAACAAAGAAAAGGUAAGAAUAUCAUGGGCAGUGUUUUGUGAACCCCACAAGGAGAAGAUCAUCUUGCAGCCACUUCCUGAACUUGUCACUGAGACAGAACCAGCUCGUUUUCCUCCUCGCACUUUUGCCCAACAUAUUCACCACAAACUCUUCAGGAAGGAUCAGGAAGGUCGCCCAAACUGA